This is a messenger RNA of Triticum aestivum (bread wheat), 1379 nucleotides long. RefSeq lists its product as uncharacterized. The coding region runs from base 363 to 1082 and encodes 239 amino acids. The record is from RefSeq and is a predicted model, not a curated record. The transcript has 2 exons. Lineage: Eukaryota; Viridiplantae; Streptophyta; Magnoliopsida; Poales; Poaceae.
GAUUUGCCAUGCCCGUCGCCUUGGCUUCUCGCCGGCUGCAAUAAUAGGGCCGGAGCCCUCGGUCGUGGGUUCCCACCCACCAGACCCAACCCACCUCCACACCACACCACAUCACCUCACACCCCAAGGGUAGGGUUAGCCCAUCCCUUGUUGUUCUCUUCCUCCCUCACCUCAGCCCCCAAGAAGCUGAGACGAGCUGCGCAGCCGCCAAACAGCAACGUCGCAGCCGACGAGCCCCACCCACCCCACCAACCCCCGCUCCCCGCCCGCCGUCGACCAGGUUGGUGCCUGCCCGCCCGCCACUUAACCCGCCCGCCACCGCCAGCCAGUGAGUAGUACUACUAUUUCUUUGACCUGCGGGGAUGAAGAAGCUGUACCAGGGGAAGGGACGGCGGGUGCACCCGGCGCCGGCGCCGGCGCCGGGGCAGGACGCGUCCGCGGUGGCGCUCGCCAUGCUGCCGGCGACCCUGCUGGCGCUCGUGGCCGCGCUCACGGCCGAGGAGCAGGAGGUGCUGGCCUACCUGCUGUCGGGCGGGGCCGGCGGCGCGGCGGGGGGCGCGGGCGGGGGCCGGCGCCGGCGGCUCAACGGGCCGCACCAGCCGGAGAUGGGCUGCGGCUGCUUCGGCUGCUACAAGAGCUUCUGGGCCCGCUGGGACGCCUCCCCCAACCGCCACCUCAUCCACCGCAUCAUCGACGCCGUCGAGGAGGGGAACGGCGGGGGCGAGGGAGCAGCCAAAGGAUCCGCACCAGGGGGUGCCACGCGCCGCGGUCACCGCCGCCGGCGCCGUGGCCGCGGCAGGCCGUGCGCCGUCGACGCCGCCGCCGAGGAGCACGGAGCCGCGGAGGCCCACGUCGGCGUCCCGGACGAGCACCUGCACCCGCAAGGCUGCUGCGCGUCGGACGGCGGCGAGGACGGCGACUACGAGGGCGACGAGGACGACGGCGCGGACAGCCUCUACGGCGGCGAGGAGGCCCUGACGGACGACAGCGACUGCGCCGGCGCCAACAGCUCCGCCGAGAAGAGCGCCGUGGGCAAGCUGGUGCGCUUCAUCGGCGAGAAGGUGUGGGCCGCCUGGACCUGACCGGCAUCCCCCGCCGCCGCCGCCGCCGCUAGAACUUCUCGUAGAUUAGGUUGAAGCAAGAAUGGAGAGACCGCCAAGAUGGUCAGGUCAGGUCAGUGAAACCAGCAGUAGUACUAGCAGUUGGUUUUGUCCAAGCAAGCAAGAGCAUCCGCUCUAUGCCCCUUUUGAUUUCUUGCAACUCUGAUGAACGAGCAACCCCGAGGCUCCGGGUGGGGAUUAAGAGUCCAAAUCUCCCCACAUCCAGGCCUCCCAUGUACCAUAUUUUUGCUCAUUUGGUUCAACAAGAAACUUUCCCCA